AUGUCAAGAGUGUUCAGUCGACGGAGGUUACAUCUAUGGUUGGCAGUGCUUACUGUGAUAGCUAUCGUCAACCUAUAUGUGUUUGCCCAAUAUACUCAUCAUGAUGCCCAGGUGGUAUCAAUUCAUCAUGACACCUUCAGCGAGUUCCGAGCCAGCGACAACGAGGUUCACAAAACCCAACCAGAUAAGAGUGACCCCAAGCAUGUGUUGAGUGAGCUGACUCACCAAACCAACCGAAUGUUAGCAUUCGUCAAUAACACUGAGAUCCUCUCAUCAUUUACAGUAUUCAACAAACUGGAUACUAGAGCCUCAUUUGACCAACAUGCCAGAGUGUACAAUGAUAUAUUCAGCCGCAACGGACCCGGCCUGAUUAUCGGUAAUCUCGAUUUCUCACAGCGAUGUGAUUUAUACUUCUCCAACUUGUUUGCCUCAGACAAAACGUGGUCCAUCAAUCUUAAGCAUAAAUUUUACACUGACUUCCGGAAAGAACAGAAAUUUGCUGAUUUCUUCAAGAACAAAGACGUGAUGAAGAAGUUUCUCAAAGAAGUGAAGAAUUUGCCGAAGCCAGACGCUGACGAGUUUAAACCUCUCAAAGAGGACAAGCAAUACCUUGAGUUUGCUAAGUCGGAGUUCGAGUUGAUGAAGGCCAAGACAAACAUUACCAAAGCAGAGAUAGGGGACAUUUUGAGUGCAGUGAGAGUUUUCAAUAAGUGCUACGUAACGCUGGAUAAUGAAUUGGAUGUCGCCGCCACUUCAAACAUGGUAAGCCGACAAAGAAAACUUUUAGGGAAAACCGAGAAGCCUUCGUUGUCAUCCUCGGACUCCAUGUUUGCCAAGAUCGAAUCAUGCAAGUUGAUCGAAAAUCGCGUAUAUCCUUGGAUGCUGAGAGAAUUUCCCAUCUUUGAAAGAUGGGAUGGAAAAAUACAAUUCGAGCCACCAAACUAUGCCAAAAUUGACCUGGUCCCAAAGUAUACCCCUACCAACAGUACGGCUCAAAAACUGCGGAAAGCAAAGCUGUCGAAGAAUUGGCAUUCACUGAUCCAGCGUCUGCUGUGUUUUUUGAAUGAGUUCAAGCACAAAAUGAAUGGCCAAGGUAUUGUCUUGAGUAUCGGAGAUCUCCACAUCGAGGAGACCAUCAGUUUAGUGAGGUUAUUGCGUGCGUUGGAAAAUCGCCUUCCGAUUCAGAUCGUAUACUUCGAUAAUUUGUCCGAAACUUCCAAGCAAAGGCUUGUCAAGGCUGCGAGAGAUGUAAUGUUGGAUUUACCACCCACGUUUGAAUCGGUGAGAGAUCGUUUCAGCAAGGAGUAUCUUGGCAAUAUUGACGAGAAAGGACGCCCUGUAGGAUUACCUGCACAAGAAAUUUGGUUUGUUAGCGUGAACAAGGCGAUUGACGAAAACUACCGCGAAAGGUUCAAGAAGUUUGGUAAUAAAUUUUUGGCCACCACGUUCAACUCAUUUGAGGAAUUCUUGUUGCUCGAUGCAGACACCGUUUUGGUAAAACCCCCUCUGUGGUUUUUCGAUCAACCCAAGUACAAAAAGACGGGGGCGUUCUUCUACAAGGACAGAACUGCUUCAUUUUAUCGCCCAAUUGAGGAUGGAGAAUUCAUGAAAGCCAUGAGCCCCGGGAAAGUAGAAGCUCUGAUGUUUGGGUUAAUGCCCAUAUCGAACUACACAACGCAGCGUGCAUACUUUGAUGGUAUGGAGCACUACAUGGAGCUGGGCGUUGUAACGAUCGACCGUAACCUCCAUUACUCACUGGUUCUCUUUAUGAUGCAGUUAUUCCUCCACGAACCGACGGCACAAAGGUCUGCCGGGGAUAAAGAAUUGAUCUGGCUUGGGUUUGCACUUAAUGGAGAUGAACAAUACGAGUUUGAUAACUACGCAGCUGCCGGUAUCGGAGAGUUGUCUCUUGAAACUGACAAUAAGAACAGAUUUGGCGAACCUAGAGCAUCUCGUGAGGUAUGCCUGAACCAUCCGGCGCAUAUGCUGGAUGAGGAUGAUUCGCUUGUAUGGUUCAAUCUGGGUUUCCAAUUCUGCUCGAAACCUGACGUGAACUUCGAAAAAGAAGCCAACAAAAAGACUCGCUUUUCGAAUUUAGAUACCGUUGAGAAGUUCAAGAGCUACUUUACCGGUCGAAUGCGGAUAAGAGCUGCUAUAAUUCCUCCUUUUGUGUCUCGACAGCAAAUGUCAUUUCCGAACGACGAAGAUGAAGCAAAGGAGGGAUGGUUCAAGGAAUGGGGUUACUGCUCUGGUUACAUGUACUGCGCUUACUCUCAAGUUGGUGGUACACACAAAGGUGCUCCUAAUAAGCACAUUGGAAGAGUUUUCCAGUUUGAGAAACAGCAAACGGCCAUGUUUGAUUACUUGGGAGACAUUUGGAUGGGAAUUGAUUUGUAG
Diutina rugosa is the source of this 2397-nucleotide messenger RNA. Its product is annotated as alpha-mannosyltransferase. Lineage: Eukaryota; Fungi; Ascomycota; Pichiomycetes; Serinales; Debaryomycetaceae. The transcript has a single exon. Gene Ontology annotation, cellular component: Golgi apparatus. Gene Ontology annotation, molecular function: alpha-1,3-mannosyltransferase activity. Bases 1 to 2397 code for a protein of 798 amino acids. The record is from RefSeq and is a predicted model, not a curated record. Gene Ontology annotation, biological process: protein O-linked glycosylation.